AUGAGCAGCGCCGAACAGCUGUACCUCCUCGCCGACCACAUCAAGCUGUCCUUGCUGGAGCGGCAGCGGGCCCAGAGUCUCGGCCUGGACAAUGACAGCCAGGACGGGCACCUGUCGCGGUCGCUCGAGCAGCUCAAGUCCGGGCUGGCGUCGCUGGAGAUGGAGAAGACCAGGCUGCGAGACAGCGGGGAUGACAGUGCCGCGUCCGCCCUGAGUGACUCGAUAUCCUCUCUCCAGGAGCAACUCGACCACCUGACGUCGCAGUUCCACGGCUUCGUAUCGCCCCAAACCAUCGAGACCGUCACCCACCCCAACUCCGAGGCGCUGGCGGACGACUUCCAACACGCGACGUCCACGCCGUCCGCCUACCGCAAGUCCAAGUCCGUCAGGUUCAGCGACACGCCGUCGUCACCGUCCGAGGAGCUGUUCGGGCGCUAUCGGGAUGAUCCGGCCAACAACCCGGCCGCCUACCGCGACCAGGCCGACGAGAUGUCGAAUCAGCAAAUUCACGAAUACCACUCCCAGAUCAUGGAACAGCAAGACGAGCAGCUCGAUCGCCUAGGGGAAUCCAUAAACCGCCAGAGGGAGCUGAGUAUGCAAAUUGGGGAUGAACUGGACAGCCACGUCGUCAUGUUGGAUGAGGUAGACGGUGUCGUUGACAGGCACCAGAGCCGUCUCGACAGAGGGCAGAGAAUGCUCAGCAACAUUGCAAGGGGCGCUGGCGAGAACAAGCAAAUGACCGCCAUUGUUGUGCUGAUAAUAAUUCUAGUCCUUUUGAUUGCCAUUUUGAAAUAG
Cordyceps fumosorosea ARSEF 2679 is the source of this 795-nucleotide messenger RNA. RefSeq names its product SNARE complex subunit (Syn8). The record is from RefSeq and is a predicted model, not a curated record. Lineage: Eukaryota; Fungi; Ascomycota; Sordariomycetes; Hypocreales; Cordycipitaceae. Gene Ontology annotation, biological process: vesicle fusion; intracellular protein transport. Gene Ontology annotation, cellular component: SNARE complex; endomembrane system. Gene Ontology annotation, molecular function: SNAP receptor activity; SNARE binding. The transcript has 2 exons. The coding region runs from base 1 to 795 and encodes 264 amino acids.